CACAUAACUGAUGUUUUGAGAAAUUUUCUUUCUAUAUUUAACAUUCCCUCUUUAUAAAUUUCAUUCCUUUUAUACAUUGCACUCGUUUGAGUUAUUCUUGAACUCGGUUCUUCUUUUUCCGUUUGUUUCCCUGGAAAAUAAGCGAAGGGAAAAAGAAUAGAAUUGGAUAAAAGGAGCAAACUUUGAUUCUAGGUAAAAUUUGAGAGACAUAUACCUUGUGAAUACAGAUACAUUAUCACUACUCAGAGCCUUUAAGAUACAAGCAUACUUAGUCUUAUGAAGAGAAAAUAGGGAAGAUUCUGAGAGUAGAAAAAAUAUGUCUUCACCAAGCAAAGCUGAUAGGAAGGCAGCACUUGAUGCAGCCUCAUGGAUGUUCAAUGUUGUCACUUCUGUGGGAAUAAUCCUUGUCAAUAAAGCAUUGAUGGCUACCUAUGGUUUUAGUUUUGCUACAACGUUAACAGGCCUGCAUUUUGCCACGACCACCUUGUUAACUUUUGUUCUUAGGUGGCUGGGAUAUAUCCAGGCAUCUCAUCUACCGGUUUCUGAGCUUCUGAAGUUUGUUUUAUUUGCUAACUUCUCUAUUGUUGGAAUGAAUGUGAGUUUAAUGUGGAAUUCAGUCGGAUUUUAUCAGAUUGCAAAGUUGAGUAUGAUCCCAGUAUCUUGUUUUCUGGAAGUUGUCUUGGACAAUGUUCGGUAUUCAAGGGACACAAAGCUUAGCAUAACAGUAGUCCUCCUUGGUGUUGCAGUCUGUACUGUUACAGAUGUGAGUGUCAAUACCAAAGGAUUUAUAGCUGCAGUAGUGGCAGUUUGGAGCACUUCCUUGCAGCAAUAUUAUGUACAUUUUCUUCAAAGGAGAUAUUCUCUAGGAUCUUUCAACUUAUUGGGGCACACUGCUCCAGCACAAGCUGCAUCUCUGCUGGUAGUAGGGCCCUUUUUGGACUAUUGGUUGACACAUAAAAGAGUUGAUGCCUAUGCGUAUAGUUUCACAUCUGUGUUGUUCAUAGUCCUCUCAUGCAGCAUCGCAGUAGGGACAAACCUUAGCCAAUUUAUCUGCAUUGGCCGAUUUACUGCUGUGUCAUUCCAAGUACUCGGUCAUAUGAAGACAAUUCUCGUCCUGAUUUUAGGAUUCAUUUUCUUCGGGAAAGAAGGUCUUAAUGUUCAAGUAAUUGUAGGCAUGAUCAUUGCAGUAGUUGGAAUGAUCUGGUAUGGUAAUGCCUCAUCCAAGCCGGGAGGGAAGGAGCGCCGCAGUCUUUCAAUGAACGGCAAUAAAGCACAAAAACAUGAUGGGUUAUCAAAAUCCUCUGAGGUUGAUGAUAAGGUCUGAGCUUAUUUCAGUUGAGGAUCUGAAAGCAAAAAGGAAAAGAAAAAAACAAAAACAAAAACGACAAGAAAUGAAUUGAGCACAUCUUAGAUCAGCUGAUUUCAGGAAUCUCUUUUUAGACCAGGGAGGUCAUGAUCCCCCAGCUACUAUAAUUUUAUUUUUAUUUUUUCUUUCCAUCAUAGAUUAUUUUCUUGGUUCUGUGGAAUUUCAGGUUAAGGAUGAUGGCUAUUGAGUGAGAUGCAAGUUAUAAAAUAAACUCUUACAUUGUCCAGUCAUUUCUAAUAGUAAUUUAUUUUUCCCAAGUGAAUUUCAAACCA
Molecule: messenger RNA, 1638 nt
Organism: Ricinus communis (castor bean)
Lineage: Eukaryota; Viridiplantae; Streptophyta; Magnoliopsida; Malpighiales; Euphorbiaceae
Product: UDP-rhamnose/UDP-galactose transporter 4
Exons: 6
Coding region: 317-1324 (335 amino acids)
Cellular component (GO): Golgi apparatus
Molecular function (GO): UDP-galactose transmembrane transporter activity; antiporter activity
Source: RefSeq, a predicted model, not a curated record